Molecule: messenger RNA, 1368 nt
Organism: Monosiga brevicollis MX1
Lineage: Eukaryota; Choanoflagellata; Craspedida; Salpingoecidae
Exons: 1
Coding region: 1-1368 (455 amino acids)
Source: RefSeq, a predicted model, not a curated record
AUGGCGCAGCAGCCGGGGCAGGAUCGGCCGUACGGGCGACAGGGGCAGAGGAUGCGGUUGGAAACGGUAGCGGGUUGGGUGGCGUGCUUGGGUGUGAUGGCGUUGAUCGGGGUCACACACGCCAGCCAGCCGCCCAACGGGCGCGUGUGGGUCGAUGACGAUGGCACCAUGCACAUCAACUCGAACAAUCGCGUCGAGGUCACCGGUUCCAACGUCAUUGUCAACGGGAUGGAUGUCGUGCGCGCGCUCAAGGCCAUUCUCGAGGCCAACCCGAGUUCAACCUGGCAGGCGCCAACUGCUCGGAUCCUGUCAGCCUCAAGCAUGUCUGUUUCUUCUGUCUACGCAGCUGACCUGGACAACGAUGGUCGUAUGGAUGUGCUCAGCGCUGAUGCUGGCUCUAGUACGGUGGCAUGGUACCGCAACAUUGGUGACGGUUCUUUUUCUGCACAGAUCAUCAUCAACACAAACGCCGAUGGUGCAGUCUCGGUGUAUGCUGCUGAUCUGGAUAACGAUGGCGACCUGGAUGUCCUGAGCGCCAGCAGUACUGACGACAAAAUUGCUUGGUAUCGCAACAACGGCGAUGGUGCCUUUUCUGCGCAGAUUGUCAUUUCCAAUUCGGCUCACGGUGCCAUCGACGUUUAUGCCGCCGAUCUGGAUAACGAUGGCGACCUGGAUGUCCUCAGCGCCAGUCAUUAUGACGAUAAAAUUGCUUGGUAUCGCAACAUCGGCGAUGGUGCCUUUUCUGCACAACUUAUCAUUUCCACUGCGGCUGACAGUCCUCGCUCUCUAUAUGCGGCCGAUCUGGAUGGCGACGGCGAUCUGGAUGUCCUCAGCGCCAGCGCGAAUGAUGACAAAAUCGCGUGGUACCGCAACAACGGCAAUGGUGCCUUUUCCGCACAAAUUGUCAUCUCGACUGCGGUCGACGGUGCCAUUGACGUUUACGCCGCCGAUUUGGAUGGUGAUGGCGACUUGGAUGUCCUCAGCGCCGGUCAUAAUGAUUACACAAUCGCCUGGCAUCGCAACAACGGUGAUGGUACCUUUUCUGAUCGGAUUCCCAUCGCGACCGAUGCGCAAAGUGCCACCGCCGUGUAUGCGGCUGACCUCGACGGGGACGGGCGCCUCGAUGUUCUCAGUGCCAGUGAAGCAGACAACAAAAUCGCAUGGUAUCACAACAACCAAGAUGCCACCUUUUCCUCCCCACUCGUCCUCACGACCUCCGCCAAUAGCGCCUUUUCCGUGUUUGCAGCCGAUCUGAAUGGCGAUGGAAUGCUUGACGUCCUCAGUGCGGCGCGAGCUUCCAACACGGUGGCCUGGUACCCCAACAAUGGAAAGUGGGCACCGUGGGCUGACUAUGUCGAGAGCAUGUGA